Molecule: messenger RNA, 1344 nt
Organism: Debaryomyces fabryi
Lineage: Eukaryota; Fungi; Ascomycota; Pichiomycetes; Serinales; Debaryomycetaceae
Gene: ATP1
Product: F1F0 ATP synthase subunit alpha
Exons: 1
Coding region: 1-1344 (447 amino acids)
Biological process (GO): proton transmembrane transport; proton motive force-driven ATP synthesis
Molecular function (GO): ADP binding; ATP binding; proton-transporting ATP synthase activity, rotational mechanism
Source: RefSeq, a predicted model, not a curated record
AUGGCCUUGAACUUGGAAGCCGGUCAAGUCGGUAUUGUCUUGUUCGGUUCUGACAGAGCUGUCAAGGAAGGUGAAACCGUCAAGAGAACUGGUAAGAUUGUCGAAGUUCCAACCGGUCCUGAAUUAUUAGGUCGUGUUGUCGACGGUUUAGGUAACCCAAUUGAUGGUAAGGGACCAUUAAACGCUUCUUCCACUUCUAUGGCCGAAGUUAAGGCUCCAGGUAUUUUACCAAGAACUUCUGUUUUCGAACCAAUGCAAACUGGUUUAAAGUCUGUUGAUGCUUUAGUCCCAGUCGGUAGAGGUCAAAGAGAAUUGAUUAUUGGUGAUCGUCAAACUGGUAAGACCACUGUUGCCUUAGAUACCAUCUUAAACCAAAAGAGAUGGAACGACGGUAAGGAUGAAUCUAAGAAGUUAUACUGUGUUUACGUUGCUAUUGGUCAAAAGAGAUCCACUGUUGCUCAAUUAGUUCAAACCUUAGAACAAAACGAUGCUUUGAAAUACUCCAUCGUUGUUGCCGCUACUGCUUCUGAAGCCGCUCCAUUACAAUUCUUGGCUCCUUUCACUGCCUGUGCUAUUGGUGAAUGGUUCAGAGACAACGGUAGACACGCUUUGAUUGCUUACGAUGAUUUAUCUAAACAAGCCGUUGCUUACCGUCAAUUAUCCUUAUUAUUAAGACGUCCUCCAGGUCGUGAAGCUUACCCAGGUGAUGUUUUCUACUUACAUUCCAGAUUAUUGGAAAGAGCUGCUAAGAUGUCUGAAGCUAACGGUGGUGGUUCUUUAACCGCUUUACCAAUCAUUGAAACCCAAGGUGGUGAUGUCUCUGCUUAUAUUCCAACUAACGUUAUUUCCAUUACCGAUGGUCAAAUUUUCUUGGAAGCUGAAUUAUUCUACAAGGGUAUCAGACCAGCUAUUAAUGUCGGUUUAUCUGUUUCCCGUGUUGGUUCCGCUGCUCAAGUUAAAGCUAUGAAACAAGUUGCUGGUUCAUUAAAAUUGUACUUGGCUCAAUACAGAGAAGUUGCUGCAUUCGCUCAAUUCGGUUCUGAUUUAGAUGCUUCUACUAAGCAAACCUUAAACAGAGGUGAAAGAUUAACCAACAUAUUAAAACAAAAGCAAGCUUCUCCAUUAGCUGCUGAAGAACAAGUUCCAUUAAUUUAUGCUGGUGUUAACGGUUUCUUAGAUGACGUCGCCUUAGACAGAUUAGCUGAAUUCGAAGAAUCUUUCGCAUCUCACUUAAAGUCUAAUGAACCAGAAAUCUUAGCAGCUAUCCGUGAUAAGGGUGAAUUAUCUAAGGAACUCUUAGAAAAGUUGAGAGCCACUACUGAAUCUUUCGUUGCUUCUUUCUAA